AUGAGUUGUGCGGAGGUGAUGUAUCACCCCCAGCCGUAUGGAGCGCCCCAGUGUCUGCCCAACCCAGUGGCAGCCACAACCUGCCCCACAGCCUGCUACUACCCGUCGCCCCAACCUGGCCAGCAGAAAAAGUUAGCGGUAUACAGCAAGAUGCAGGACUCUCUGGAAGUCACCCUUCCCAGCAAACAAGAGGAGGAGGAGGAGGAUGAGGAGGAGGAGGAGGAGGAGGAGAAAGACCAGCCUGCCGAGAUGGAGUACCUUAACUCUCGCUGUGUCCUUUUCACUUAUUUCCAGGGAGACAUUGGGUCAGUAGUGGAUGAACACUUCUCAAGAGCUUUGGGCCAAGCCAGCACCCUCCAUCCAGAAUCUGCCAUUACAAAAAGCAAGAUGGGGCUAACCCCCCUAUGGCGAGACAGCUCAGCUCUCGCAAGUCAGAGGAGUAGCUUCCCAACUUCCUUUUGGACCAGCUCUUACCAGCCCCCUGCACCCUGCUUGGGGGGAGUUCACCCUGACUUCCAGGUCACUGCGCCCCCUGGCACCUUUACUGCAGCCGACCCCAGUCCCUGGCCAGGACACAGCCUGCACCAGACUGGCCCAGCCCCUCCCCCUCCUGUGUCUGAGUCCUGGCACUACCCUUUGGCAUCUCAGGUGAGCCCAUCCUACAGCCACAUGCAUGAUAUGUACUUGCGGCACCACCACCCCCAUGCUCACAUGCACCACCGGCACCACCACCACCACCACCACCACCACCACCCUUCUGCUGGCUCCGCCCUGGAUGCGUCCUACCGGCCCCUGCUGAUGCCAUCAGUGCGAGCAGCCAGGAUUUCUGCUCCCCAGUGUGACAUCACAAAGACAGACCCAACCACAGUCAGCACUGCUACCUCAGCGUGGGCCGGAGCCUUCCAUGGAACUGUGGACAUAGUGCCAAGUGUGGGGUUUGAUGCAGGUCUACAGCACCAAGACAAGAGCAAGGAAUCACCAUGGUACUGA
Molecule: messenger RNA, 990 nt
Organism: Pipistrellus nathusii (Nathusius's pipistrelle)
Lineage: Eukaryota; Metazoa; Chordata; Mammalia; Chiroptera; Vespertilionidae
Source: the annotation of a GenBank genome assembly